Molecule: messenger RNA, 1634 nt
Organism: Triplophysa rosa
Lineage: Eukaryota; Metazoa; Chordata; Actinopteri; Cypriniformes; Nemacheilidae
Exons: 2
Coding region: 475-1407 (310 amino acids)
Source: RefSeq, a predicted model, not a curated record
AAUUGAAUUGAUUCAUUUUCUAGUGAUUUCUUACUGGGAAUUGGACAGUUCCCUUCAACAGUUUAAAUGGACGCGACGCCCCAGCUCAUUUUCUGCAGGGAACCACAAAGAGCCAGUGUUUGAGUGUACUUUUAAACAGAUGAGAGUAUUUUUUGAUAUUGCGAUUAUGUCUUCUGCCUGCCCGCUUUGUUCGAACGCCUACGCGCAGCUUUCGCAGCACCUCCGGGUUACCCACAAGGUCCUGAACUUGACUGAGAGGAGGCUUAUUCUUUCCUUGGAGUCAGGCCGGGUCCGCUACAGGGAGGGAACCUGCGGGAUCCCGGGAUGCCGAAAGAUGACCUCUCGUCUUGACUGCCAUAUACGUGGUCACACGGAGCUGUCCAAGGAGGCGCAACGCAACGUGAUCCGGGACAGUAAAAUAAAAAGGUCAUCGAAGAGCUCGCCGCCCUCCGCGCCUCCUGCCCAGCGAUCCCGAUGGCCACGUUUUUGGACAUAGAUGAGAGUCAAAAUUUAUUUGACGACUCACAGGAAAGAAGGAGUGACCAGGAGGAGGAGGAGGAGGAGGAAAUGUGCAGCGAGGAGAAAUGCCAGCGUGCCCGGGCCAAAUUCCUUAAAACAAUCGCAGAACUCAACAAGCAGAAUGACACCCUGGCCGCCAUGCUGCAGGAGGUGACGAGGAGAUUCAAGAAGUUGAAAAGGAAGACGUCCUCCAUGCCCUCGUCACAAGUGUGCUCUGCUGCAAAGAAACUGCUUUCGACCCUGGAGGCCGAAGAGGGAGGGGAGCCGGAAGAAGCAGCCGGGGAGCCCUCAGAAGAGGCAGCCGGGGAGCCGAGCGUGCGGCCCGGGGCUUCCACCACCCAGCCAGAGCCUCAGGACGACCUUCCCUAUUUCCCGGAGCACGUCGUCGCCCUAAGUAAGUGUGAAACACUCGCUCUCUCACUCGCUCAUUCCUACUCACUCACAGACUCAAUGAGUAACCGCGUCUCUCUUUCUUCUGCAGAUGAAGUCAUGAACGAGUACAAGUCUCACCAGGAGGGAUCGGACCCCUCUGCCAAGUUAAAAAAUAAUGUGGCCUCAAAAAUAUUCCGUAUAAAGCAUUUUUUGGGCUACAUGGCAGAGGGGAAAUCCAGUCUGGCUAACUUGUUGUUUCUGAAUGACACAGUGAAAAUAAGGCAGUGGAUGGCCAAGCUGAGAUCGUCCAAAAUUACUGAAACCACGAUCCACCACUACUUGAAAAACGUGGCUCAGUUUCUCGAUUAUGUGGCAGAGACCCCACCAGCCACCUCCCGCCUGUCGAAAGCUGUCCUGGUGGGCAUCCGCCGUGAGGUGCGCACCUUGAUCAAAGGCAUGAGGCGGAGAGUUGUCACCCAUGAAUACGCGGUGAAGACAGCAAAGGAGGGAAGUUAAUUCCUAAGGCCAUCCUCGUCCAGUGCCGUGAAAAGGCCAAGCAAGUAAUCCCGGAAAUUUUGGAGAGGCUAAAGACGACUCCUACUAGCAAGGACCAGUGGAUGUUUUAUGGGCACCUAACUGCCUACCUCGCCACUAUCUACGGGCACCGCGGUGGCAUGUUCCAAAACAUGCUGGUGGAAGAGGUGACGGGUGCCCGUAAAACCGACCCGGCUGGAAACUUCCUA